Molecule: messenger RNA, 1675 nt
Organism: Myotis davidii
Lineage: Eukaryota; Metazoa; Chordata; Mammalia; Chiroptera; Vespertilionidae
Gene: GCM1
Product: glial cells missing homolog 1
Exons: 7
Coding region: 284-1588 (434 amino acids)
Biological process (GO): regulation of transcription by RNA polymerase II; gliogenesis; cell differentiation involved in embryonic placenta development
Cellular component (GO): nucleus
Molecular function (GO): DNA-binding transcription activator activity, RNA polymerase II-specific; RNA polymerase II cis-regulatory region sequence-specific DNA binding
Source: RefSeq, a predicted model, not a curated record
CAGAGCCUGCUGGGACCUGAACCAGGGAUGAGAUUUUUAUAAUACAGUAUUGCCUGCAUCUCCAUACGAAGUCAAAAGAAAAAAAGUUCAAUCUAUCCCAAUUAGCGAUAACAAAUUUUAGACCACUUGAAUCACUGUUGCUAACUUUCAAAGAGCAUCAGAAAAUAGUCUCUUGGUCUAAGCUGCUUGAGUGGACUGAUCCAACUAUAAUUACGAGCAAAAUCCUGAAGCACUGCUAACGGGAGUGAAAUACACAGAAACUGGUGGCUGACCUGACUUUGCCAUGGAACCUGAGGAUUUUGAUUCUGAGGACAAAGAGAUAUUAAGCUGGGAUAUCAAUGAUGUAAAACUGCCGCAGGAUGUGAAAAAGAUAGACUGGUUCCAAGAAUGGCCGGAUUCCUACGAGAAGUACAUCUACAGCUCGGAGGACAGGAGCGCGCAGAGGCACCUGAGCAGCUGGGCCAUGCGCAACACCAACAACCACAACUCGCGCAUCCUCAAGAAGUCCUGCCUGGGCGUGGUGGUGUGCAGCCGCGACUGCUCUGCCAAGGAGGGCCGCAAGAUCUACCUGAGGCCUGCGAUCUGCGACAAAGCCCGGCAGAAGCAGCAGAGGAAACGCUGUCCCAACUGCGAUGGGCCCCUGAAGCUCAUUCCCUGCCGAGGCCACGGGGGCUUCCCGGUCACCAACUUCUGGAGGCAUGAAGGACGCUUCAUAUUUUUCCAGUCAAAGGGAGAACAUGAUCAUCCAAAGCCAGAAACCAAAAUGGAAGCCGAGGCAAGAAGAACAGUAAAGAAAGUGCAGGUGGCGUCUUCCUCCGUCUCCUUAAAGCUGAACAGAAGCCCAGAGCCGAAGUCUGUUCCUGGUGAAGCACCAAGUUGGGGGAAUUUACCUUUAAACUGGUCUUUCCAGGAAAGCAUCCACCUGCCUGGUGGUGACGGUGGGCUUUUGACGCCUGGCAUCCCCCAUCCGAAGUCACCGAAUGAAGGCUUAUUUAAGAGCUAUGGUUUGGGGGGAGCCGCUGAUCUGGCAGACCCCACUUCUACCGUGGGCCCCUCUGAGCUCUAUGAGAAAUGCAGAGUGUCCAACGCGCGGAUCUAUGGUGCUGGGGACCUGCUUCAGCCUCCUGUCCCUGGAGUCCUCUCUGAUUACAGUGAUCUGCAAACAUGGAAUAAAAGUGCUGCUUUGGGGAGAAAUCCUCUUAACGACAACGGGUGUCCCAGUUACCCCUUCCCCCAGGCCGGCUGGCCUUAUGACUUCCCUCCUCCCCAGAACGCUUUAGAUCCCCUUUCUCAGCAGAUUCCAGUGGAACCACCUUCAGCCAAAACUGGCUGUCUCCCGUUAUGGCCAAGUUCAGGGGCGGAUCUCUAUGAAGAGAAGGUGCACAUGGAGUUUAACAGCUACUACCCUCCCGCCACGUGCCACUCGCCUCAGGAAGACCCCUUCCUCUUUACCUAUACCUCUUAUCCUCACCACCAGUAUUCGCUGCCAGGCAAGAGCAGCAAGUGGAAUUUUGAUGAAGAAAUGAGGUACAUGGGUCUGGAUCACUACAACAACGAAAUGCUUCUCAAGCGGGAUCCUUUAAGAUGAACCCAAUCUGAACCGUGCACAUAUGUGCACGGUUCAUACAUAUGUGAUUUGGAGCAGUCACUAUGGAGAAACAGUAUGGAGGUUCCU